CAUGUGGGAAUGUGGGACUUUGGAAGAGUUUCCAAGUGGAUUGGAGAAUCUAGUUUCAUUGGAAGAAUUGGCUUUUUCAAAGUGUAAGAAGUUCAAAAACUUAUGAGAAGGGUUUGGAAGCUUGACAUGCUUGAAGAAACUAUUUAUGUGGGAAUGUGAAGCUUUAGAAGAGUUUCCAAGUGGAUUGGAGAAUUUGGUUUCAUUGGAAGAAUUGGCUUUUAUUAAGUGUAGGAAUUUAAAAAACUUACAAGAAGGGAUUGAAAGCUUGACAUGCUUGAAGAAGCUCUUUAUGUUGGAAUGUGACGCUUUGGAAGAGUUUCCAAGUAGAUUUGAGAAUUUGAUUUCAUUAGAAGAAUUAGACUUCUCAAUGUGUAGGAAGUUGAAAAACUUACGAGAAGGGUUUGGAAGCUUGAUAUGCUUGAAGAAGCUAUGCAUGUGGGACUGUGAGGCUUUGGAAGAAUUUUCAAGUGGAUUGAAGAAUUUGGUUUCAUUGAAAGAAUUGGAUUUCUCAAAAUGUAGGAAGUUGAUAAACUUACGAGAAGGAUUUGGAAGCUUGACAUACUUGAAGAAGCUAUACAUGUGGGAAUGUGAGGCUUUGGAAGAGUUUCCAAGUGGAUUGAAGAAUUUGGUUUUAUUGGAAGAAUUAAAUUUCUCAAAAUGUAGGAAGCUGAGAAACUUACUAGAAGGUUUUCAAAGCUUGACAUGUUUGAAGAGGUUAAUUAUGCGAGAAUGUGAAGCUUUGGAAGAGUUUCCAAGUGGAUUGAAGAAUUUGAUUUCAUUAGAAGAAUUGGAUUUUUCAAAGUAUAGGAAGUUGACAAACUUACGAGAAGGUUUUCAAAGCUUGACCUGUUUGAAGAAGCUAUACAUGUGGGAAUGUGAGGCUUUGAAAGAGUUUCCAAGUGGAUUGAAGAAUUUGAUUUCAUUGGAAGAAUUAAAUUUCUCAAAAUGUAGGAAGUUGACAAAAUUACGAGAAGGAUUUGGAAGCUUAACAUGCUUAGAGAAGCUAUACAUGUGGGACUGUGAGGCUUUGGAAGAGUUUCCAAGUGGAUUGAAGAAUUUAUUUUCAUUGGAAGAGUUGGAUUUCUCAAAAUAUAGGAAGUUGACAAACUUACGAGAAGGAUUUGAAAGCUUGACAUGCUUGAAGAAGCUAUACAUGUGGAAUUGUGAGGCUUUGGAAGAAUUUCCAAGUGGAUUGGAGAAUUUGGUUUCAUUGGAAGAAUUAAUCUUCUCAAAAUGUAGGAAGUUGAGAAACUUACUAGAAGGAUUUGGAAGCUUGACAUGCUUGAAGAAGUUAUACAUGUGGGAAUGUGAGGCUUUGGAAGAGUUUUCAAGUAGAUUGAAGAAUUUGAUUUCAUUAGAAGAAUUAAAUUUCUCAAAGUGUAAGAAGUUGAUAAACUUACAAGAAGGUUUUCAAAGCUUGACCUAUUUGAAGAGGUUAAUUAUGGAAGAAAGUGAGGCUUUGGAAGAAUUUCCAAGUGGAUUGGAGAAUUUGGUUUCAUUGGAAGAAUUAAAUUUCUCAAAAUAUAAGAAGUUGACAAACUUACGAGAAGGAUUUGGAAGCUUGACAUGUUUGAAGAGAUUAAUUAUGCAAGAAUGUGAGGCUUUGGAAGAGUUUUCAAGUGGAUUGGAGAAUUUGGUUUCAUUGGAAGAAUUGGAUUUCUCAAAGUGUAGGAAGUUGAGUAAGUUGCCGAAAGGAUUUGAAAGCUUGACAUGUUUGAAGAAGUUAAACAUGUGGGAAUGUGAGGCUUUGGAUGAGUUUCCAAAUGGAUUGGAGAAUUUGGUUUCAUUGGAAGAAUUGAAUUUCUCAAUGUGUAAGAAGUUGAAGAAGUUGCCGGAAGGAUUUGGAAGCUUGACAUGUUUGAAGAAGCUAUAUAUGUGGGAAUGUGAGGCUUUGGAAGAGUUUCCAAGUGGAUUGAAGAAUUUGGUUCUAUUGGAAGAAUUAGAUUUUUCAACAUGUAGGAAGUUGAAAAACUUACAAGAAGGAUUUAGAAGCUUGACAUGUUUGAAGAAGCUAUACAUGUGGGGAUGUGAGGCUUUGGAAGAGUUUCCAAGUGGAUUGAAGAAUUUGAUUUCAUUAGAAGAAUUAAAUUUCUCAAAAUAUAAGAAGUUGAUAAACUUACAAGAAGGUUUUCAAAGCUUGACUUGUUUGAAGAGGUUAAUUAUGGAAGAAUGUGAGGCUUUGGAAGAGUUUCCAAGUGGAUUGGAGAAUUUGAUUUUAUUGGAAGAAUUAAAUUUCUCAAAAUGUAAGAAAUUGACAAACUUACGAGAAGGAUUUGGAAGCUUGACAUGCUUGAAAAAGCUAUAUAUGUGGGAAUGUGAGGCUUUGAAAGAGUUUUCAAGUGGAUUGAAGAAUUUAGUUUUAUUAGAAGAAUUAAAUUUCUCAAAAUGUAGGAAGUUGAGAAAUUUACAAGAAGGAUUUCGAAGCUUGACAUGUUUGAAGAGGUUAAUUAUGCAAGAAUGUGAGGCUUUGGAAGAGUUUCCAAGUGGAUUGGAGUAUUUGGUUUCAUUGGAAGAAUUGGAUUUUUCAAAGUGUAGGAAGUUGAGAAAGUUACCGGAGGGAUUUGAACGCUUGACCUGUUUGAAGAGGUUAAUUAUGGAAGAAUGUGAGGCUUUGGAAGAGUUUCCAAGUGGAUUGGAGAACUUGGUUUCAUUGGAAGAAUUAAAUUUUUCAAAAUGUAAGAAGUUGACAAAUUUACGAGAAGGACUUGGAAGCUUGACAUGUUUGAAGAAGCUAUACAUGUGGAAAUGUGAGGCUUUGGAAGAGUUUCCAAGUGGAUUGAAGAAUUUGGUUCUAUUAGAAGAAUUGGAUUUUUCAACAUGUAGGAAGUUGAAAAACUUACAAGAAGGAUUUGGAAGCUUGACAUGCUUGAAGAAGCUAUACAUGCAGGAAUGUGAGGCUUUGGAAGAGUUUCCAAGUGGAUUGAAGAAUUUGGUUUUAUUGGAAGAAUUGGAUUUUUCAACAUGUAGAAAGUUUAAAAACUUACGAGAAGGAUUUGGAAGCUUGACAUGCUUGAAGAAGCUAUACAUGUGGGAAUGUGAGGCUCUGGAAGAGUUUCCAAGUAGAUUGAAGAAUUUGGUUCUAUUGGAAGAAUUGGAUUUUUCAACAUGUAAGAAGUUGAAAAACUUACGAGAAGGAUUUGGAAGCUUGACAUGUUUGAAGAAGCUAUACAUGUGGGAAUGUGAGGCUCUGGAAGAGUUUCCAAGUGGAUUGAAGAAUUUGGUUCUAUUGGAAGAAUUGGAUUUUUCAACAUGUAAGAAGUUGAAAAACUUACAAGAAGGAUUUGGAAGCUUGGCAUGCUUGAAGAAGCUAUAUAUGUGGGAAUGUGAGGCUUUGGAAGAGUUUCCAAGUGGAUUGAAGAAUUUGGUUUUAUUGGAAGAAUUGAAUUUUUCAACAUGUAGAAAGUUAAAAACUUACGAGAAGGAUUUGGAAGAUUGACAUGUUUGAAGAGAUUAAUUAUGGAAGAAUGUGAGGCUUUGGAAGAGUUUCCAAGUGGAUUGAAGAAUUUGGUUUUAUUGGAGGAAUUAAAUUUCUCAAAAUGUAGGAAGUUGAGAAACUUACGAGAAGGAUUUGGAAGCUUGACAUGCUUGAAGAAGCUAUACAUGUGGGAAUGUGAGGCUUUGGAAGAGUUUCCAAGUGGAUUGAAGAAUUUGAUUUCAUUAGAAGAAUUUAAUUUCUCAAAAUGUAGGAAGCUGAGAAACUUACUAGAAGGUUUUCAAAGCUUGACAUGUUUGAAGAGGUUAAUUAUGCGAGAAUGUGAAGCUUUGGAAGAGUUUCCAAGUGGAUUGAAGAAUUUGAUUUCAUUAGAAGAAUUUAAUUUCUCAAAAUGUAGGAAGCUGAGAAACUUACUAGAAGGUUUUCAAAGCUUGACAUGUUUGAAGAGGUUAAUUAUGCGAGAAUGUGAAGCUUUGGAAGAGUUUCCAAGUGGAUUGAAGAAUUUGAUUUCAUUAGAAGAAUUGGAUUUUUCAAAGUAUAGGAAGUUGACAAACUUACGAGAAGGUUUUCAAAGCUUGACCUGUUUGAAGAAGCUAUACAUGUGGGAAUGUGAGGCUUUGAAAGAGUUUCCAAGUGGAUUGAAGAAUUUGAUUUCAUUGGAAGAAUUAAAUUUCUCAAAAUGUAGGAAGUUGACAAAAUUACGAGAAGGAUUUGGAAGCUUAACAUGCUUAGAGAAGCUAUACAUGUGGGACUGUGAGACUUUGGAAGAGUUUCCAAGUGGAUUGAAGAAUUUGAUUUCAUUAGAAGAAUUAGACUUUUCAAUGUGUAGGAAGUUAAAAAUCUUGGAGGAAGGAUUUGGAAGCUUAA
Messenger RNA from Physcomitrium patens, 4300 nucleotides. The record is from RefSeq and is a predicted model, not a curated record. Lineage: Eukaryota; Viridiplantae; Streptophyta; Bryopsida; Funariales; Funariaceae.